ACUCAGCGGCGGAAGGCGGGCUCACAGAGGCUGACCGAGCCCUAUAGGAUCUUUGGACCGAGCCGUCGAUCAGGACGCGAGGGGCGGGCCGAGCCGAGCGGCAGCAGCGGUGCCCGGCCAUGGUGGGCAAGGAGAAGGAGCUGACCAUUCACUUCAGCCCGGGCUCGGUGCGGCUGGUCGAGGAGGAUGUAUACGUUCCCGACCGACGGGUACUGGUCACCGGAGCCUCUGGACUACUGGGCCGGGCCGUGCACAAGGAGUUCCUGGAGAACGACUGGGAUGCAGUGGGCUGUGCCUACAGGAGGGCUCGGCCCCGGUUCGAGACAGUGAACCUGCUGGACCCAGGGGCCGUGCGGAGGAUCAUACAAGACGUUAAGCCGCAGGUUGUCGUUCACUGCGCAGCAGAGCGAAGACCAGACGUGGUGGAAAACCGGCCCGAUUACGCCAGGCAGCUGAACGUCAGCAGCUCGGGAUGCCUCGCCAGGGAAGCAGCUGAAAUCGGAGCCUUCAUGAUAUACCUGAGCACAGAUUAUAUAUUCGAUGGAUCACACCCUCCCUACCGGGAAGGCGACACUCCGAACCCUCUCAACCUCUACGGCAAAACCAAGCUGGAAGGGGAGAAGCAGGUUUUGCACAAUCACCCCGGUGCGGCGGUGCUGCGAGUGCCGGUGCUGUACGGGCCGGUGGAGGAACUGGGCGAGAGUGCGGUGACCAUCCUCUUCGGGCCAGUGCAGGGGUGCGAGCGGAUGGCCAGCGUAGACCACUGGCAGCAACGUUACCCCACCCACGUGGCCGAUGUGGCCCUGGUGUGCCGGCAGCUGUCCGAGCGAUGGCUACAGGACUCCUCGGUCAGUGGGGUUUUCCACUGGUCUGGCAAUGAGCAGAUGACCAAGUUCCAGAUGGCUUGCACCAUGGCAGACGUCUUCAGACUCCCCAAUGCCCACCUGCGCCCGGUGACAGAGCCCCCAGCCCAGGGCACGGCGAGGCCGCGGGAUUGCCGCCUGGACUGCUCGCGUCUGGAGAGGAUGGGGCUGGGGCACAGGACGCCGUUCCGGGCGGGUGUGAGGCGCUGCCUUUGGCCCUUCCUGCGGGACAAGCAGUGCCAACAGACGGUCUUCCACUGACCAGUGGGGCGGCACGGUGGCCGGAGGGGCUGCACCGGCUACUCACUGCCACACCAUGGAUAUGGCCCGUCUGGGUCACACAUACACAGACACAGACAGGCACAAACGUUCAUACUCAGACAGAUAGACACGCAACACAUGGACAGGCACAGACAGACACACGAAAACACAUACAGGCACAGACAGACAAACGCACACACGCAAACACAUACACAGACAUACAGGCACAGACGCACAUGCAGACAGACACGCAAACACAUACUCAAGACAGGCACAGACGCACAUACACAGCCAGACAGACACACACAUACACACGCAAAUACUUACACAGUAUUUAUUACCCAUAGACAGACAGACACAAACACAGAUACACAGACAGACGCACACAUGCAAACACCUACAUAGGUGCACAGACACACACGGUCUGACAGAGACACGCACAGACAGAGAUACUGACACACCCACCUCUCAUCCCAGGGACAGUCGGAGCUCCCUGCCCUCUCGCCCCUUUGCAGGUCAGGGUUUAUCGGCCCGCUCCUGACCGCCGUCCGCAGUGAGAGAGAGAGUGUACGCCCACUCUGUUGCCCUUCUGCUGCCCUGUGCAGUGGUCAGCACUCCUCUCUCCCCCCCUCGCCCCCCUCUCCCGGCGCCAGAACUAAGGCUUUGGCAGUGGCUGCUUCGGCUGCUUGUGUAAGUGAGGAGCGGAUGGUCCCGCCCUCUCUGUCUGCCUCAGUCUCCCCUCAGUGUAGACCACCCUCUGACCUCGCUACAAUCCCCGUCCAUGUCCUCAUUCCAACGAAUGCAGCGCAUCUGAACCUAUGGGGGGGGGGGGGGGGGGGCUGUGAGAUGUAAAUGCUUCUCAGUGUCUCCCCUCGCAGUCCCAAGCCUCCGGUUGGGGUUCCUCUCGCCAGCCUGUAGCCAGCCCGCUUGGCAGUGAGACUACACCGGUCGCUCUCUCCCAUGUGCGCGGCCCGUCCAUCAGGCCCCCACCCUCGGCCGCGGCGCCACUGCUCAUCGCCCAGCUGAUAGUCCACCCUCUCUGAUGUUCCGCAGUGCCGAGCUCCAGCCCUAUGGGGAGCAGGUUGGAGACUCGGAUGGUCAAUGAAGAAAAUUCUCCACAAGUCAGCAGAGAACGACCGGCCAAAGGGUGUCCUGCCAAACGUCUCGGCGUCGGUCCCUCUCAGAAUCCAGUCCCCUCGCCUUUCCCUACCGCUCUUUCUCCAGGUGCCGGGGCCGGACUUCCCUAGGUACAGACACGGGAACCGCUGGCAUUCCCGGGCUUGGUGUGGCACUGCGUCUUCCCCCUCCCCCCAGAACGGACCCGUCCUGUUCUGAUGCACUGCCCGCGUUGCCAAACAGCAACGCAUUGCCGCUUCUCGCUGUUGAAGAUUGACUUUCCUGCUGCUUGUAUUUCCCCCACCACACUCGCUCCUGCCGUCAUCACCAGACUCCGGUCUCUUGUCUGUAGUUUGAGGAACUCGGAGAUUCCACAUUUUGAUUUACUGUGGUCCACUUUGUGACAACCCCCUCUGAUGUUCUCAACUCUUCUUACAGUCAUUCAAUAAAAAUGUUUUUAUAGC
Amblyraja radiata (thorny skate) is the source of this 2704-nucleotide messenger RNA. RefSeq names its product methionine adenosyltransferase 2 non-catalytic beta subunit methionine (gene mat2b). Gene Ontology annotation, molecular function: methionine adenosyltransferase regulator activity. Lineage: Eukaryota; Metazoa; Chordata; Chondrichthyes; Rajiformes; Rajidae. The coding region runs from base 120 to 1124 and encodes 334 amino acids. Gene Ontology annotation, cellular component: methionine adenosyltransferase complex. The record is from RefSeq and is a predicted model, not a curated record. Gene Ontology annotation, biological process: S-adenosylmethionine biosynthetic process. The transcript has 7 exons.